AUGUCUGGGCGUGGAAAGGGAGGAAAAGCCAAGACCGGAGGAAAGGCCAAGUCACGCUCGUCAAGAGCUGGACUUCAAUUCCCAGUCGGCCGUCUUCACCGUAUUCUUCGCAAAGGAAACUAUGCUCAACGUGUUGGAGCCGGAGCCCCAGUCUACCUGGCCGCUGUUCUCGAAUACCUCGCUGCUGAAGUUCUCGAGUUGGCCGGUAAUGCUGCCCGUGACAACAAGAAGACCCGUAUCGCCCCAAGACAUCUUCAACUUGCUGUCCGUAACGACGAAGAGCUCAACAAGCUUUUGGCCGGAGUGACAAUCGCACAAGGAGGAGUUCUUCCAAAUAUCCAAGCCGUUCUUCUCCCAAAGAAGACCGGAGGAGAUAAGGAAUAA
Messenger RNA from Caenorhabditis elegans, 384 nucleotides. RefSeq names its product Histone H2A (gene his-68). The record is from RefSeq and is marked reviewed. The coding region runs from base 1 to 384 and encodes 127 amino acids. NCBI's taxonomy places the organism in Eukaryota, Metazoa, Nematoda, Chromadorea, Rhabditida, Rhabditidae. The transcript has a single exon.